GAUGCCACCGAAGACUCAGUUCCCCAGCUGGACCUUGUUCCUGGCUGUCUGUGCUGUUGGAAUCGGAGGGACCUUUCAGUAUGGAUAUAAUGUUUCCAUUAUCAAUGCACCCACCCAGCACAUACACAAGUUCUUAAAUGAAACCUGGACCAGGCGGUACCACGAGGCACUCAACCCCGACCUGCUGACUUUUCUUUGGUCUGUCAUUGCUUCCAUAUUCUCACUUGGAGGCCUGUGUGGAGCCCUGAUGGGAGGCAGCAUGGCCAUUUGGCUGGGCAGGAAAGGAGCUCUUCUGAUGAAUAACAUCAUAGCAAUACUGGCCUCCACUUUAAUGGGCAUCAGUUUUCCUACAGGAUUGUUUGAGUUGCUGAUUGCUGGAAGGUUUUUGAUUGGCAUAAAUUCAGGUAUUGGGAUCUGUGUGCAGCCUCUGUAUAUUGGAGAGGUUGCCCCAAAACAUCUUAGAGGUGGCAUGGCCAUGGGGACUUCCAUCUUUCUGACUGGGGGGAUUCUGACAGGACAAAUAAUUGGCUUGAGGGAAUUACUGGGUGGAGAAGCAUACUGGCCUCUCUUGCUAUCCAGCAGCUGUUUACCAGCAUUUGCCCAACUGUUAUUCCUGCCAUGGUUUCCUGAAAGCCCCAGAUACCUCCUUAUAGACAGAGGUGAUGAGCUGAGCUGUGCCAAAGCACUGAAGUGGUUCCAUGGCUCUUCCGAGUAUCGGCGGGAGAUGGAAGAUAUCCAGCGGGAAUGUUGUGCCUUGGAUGGGGAGAAGCCCAGGAAGCCCUGGCAGCUGUUCCAUGACCAUGGCGUGAGGUGGCAGCUGGUCACUGUGAUUGUGACCACCAUGGGCCAGCAGCUCAGCGGCAUCAAUGCGAUUUAUUUCUAUGCAACUUACAUUUUUGAACAAGCUGGGAUCUCAUCAGAACAAAUCCCCUAUGUGACACUCGGGACUGGAGCUUGUGAGUGCCUCACAGCCCUCACCUGUGGCUUACUGAUAGACUACGUGGGAAGGAGAUACCUCAUUGUUGGGGGUUAUCUCCUCAUGACCCUUUGGAGCAUCGUUCUAACCUUCUCCCUGACCUACCAGGAGCUGUACCCAUGGGUGCCUUACGUGAGCAUGGCAGCUCUGUUUGCCUUCAUCCUGAGCUUUGGGCUGGGGCCAGGUGGCAUAACCAACACCCUGACAGCUGAGCUCUUCAUACAGUCCUCACGUCCUGCUGCUUACAUGAUAGCAGGGGCUGUUAGCUGGGUCAGUUUCUUCACAAUUGGGAUGCUCUUUCCCUUUAUUGUGAAUGGACUGAAGCAGUAUUGUUUUCUGGUGUUCUUGCUCGAGUGCUCCUCAGUUGCUGCUUUCAUCUUUCUCGUGAUUCCUGAGACAAAAAACAAAUCUUUUCUGGAAAUCCAAAAGGAUUUUCACAAGCUUAACUUUGGAAGAAACAGCAGGAAAAAGGAAACAGAGCUGAAUGAAAGACGACAACUUCGUGAUGAGUUUAAACAUUGUCUGUAA
This is a messenger RNA of Indicator indicator, 1504 nucleotides long. Its product is annotated as solute carrier family 2, facilitated glucose transporter member 11-like. Lineage: Eukaryota; Metazoa; Chordata; Aves; Piciformes; Indicatoridae. The transcript has 12 exons. The record is from RefSeq and is a predicted model, not a curated record. The coding region runs from base 2 to 1504 and encodes 500 amino acids. Gene Ontology annotation, molecular function: hexose transmembrane transporter activity. Gene Ontology annotation, biological process: monosaccharide transmembrane transport. Gene Ontology annotation, cellular component: membrane.